Aspergillus saccharolyticus JOP 1030-1 is the source of this 1654-nucleotide messenger RNA. RefSeq names its product ubiquitin-protein ligase peroxin 12 (gene pex12). Bases 83 to 1654 code for a protein of 523 amino acids. Gene Ontology annotation, cellular component: peroxisomal importomer complex; peroxisomal membrane. Gene Ontology annotation, biological process: protein monoubiquitination; protein import into peroxisome matrix. Gene Ontology annotation, molecular function: ubiquitin-protein transferase activity; protein binding; zinc ion binding. The transcript has 2 exons. The record is from RefSeq and is a predicted model, not a curated record. Lineage: Eukaryota; Fungi; Ascomycota; Eurotiomycetes; Eurotiales; Aspergillaceae.
CCACCACCCAAUUCUCCUCUAUCUCUCCCCAGCCUUCUCCAGUCGCGCUUCUAGGGAUGAUGACGACGCUGUCCAUCACACAAUGGAGUACUUACCGAGUCUGCAGCAAGAGUUCGAUGAUCUGAAGCCGUCUCUCUUUGAGCUCCUCGCUGAGCAGCAGCUCUCUGACUUGCUACCGCCAUCCAUCCGCUACAUCCUCGCAGUCGCCACCCACCGUCACCCACGGUACCUCCUCCGGAUCCUCAAUUCCUACGAUGAGAUCUAUGCCCUCCUCUCGCUGCUUGUCGAGCGAUAUUACCUCCGCACCUUCGGCGGCUCCUUCACAGAGAACUUCUACUCGCUCAAGCGCGAACGGGUCCUGCUAACGAAGAAUGGCGAGAUCCCGCGCGCCCAGAUCGGCGCCCCGGGGCCCGUCCGCGAGGCCCUCAAGCUUCGCACCAGGGAUGUCUGGAAGAAUCUCCUCAUCAUGGUGGGCAUCCCCUACCUCAAGCGCAAACUCGACGAAGGGUACGACAUCCACGCGUCACCGCACGCCUCGCUGAUCAUGAGCGGCGGCGGCGGCCCACGCUACCACCCCGGCGACGAGCUGCCCCCGCGGCCAACCCUGCGCCAACGCCUCUUCCACUGCUACAAGUGGUUCCUGCGGAACAUCUACCCCUCCCUCAACGCCGGGUACUACCUGUCGAUCCUGGCCUUUAACCUCGCCUACCUCUUCGACAACACCAAAUACUCCUCCCCGUUCCUGUGGCUGAUCGGCACGCGCAUCCGCCGCCUCAGCUCCGCCGACCACCGCGCCAUCGCCGCCGUGCUCGACCCUCCCGCAUCAUCAUCAUCGCCCUCCCGCCGCCCGGGCUCCAGCCUCCUCGGCCUUCUCAGUCCACAGAACCUCCACUCCCAAUUCCUGACCUCCCUCCGCUACUUUUUACCUGCCUCCAUCUUCGCCCUCAAGUUUCUGGAAUGGUACCACGCUAGCGACUUCUCGCGACAGCUCGCCCGUAAGGCUACCGAGGUCCUCGACCUUCCUGCCCCGGUCACCAACGGGAUGCUCCCGCCGUCGCAGCGGAAAUCAAUGAAGAAAAAACCUACCCAGUCAGACGAAAUCAAACCGACAUCAUCCCCGCCCCUCAAACCAGCCUUGAAAUCCCCCACCAGCCCCACAGCAGCUUCAGUACCCCCGCACAAACAACAACAACAUUCAGCAAACUCGGACUCUCCCCGCCAACCCCCCAUCUCCGCAUCCUCGUACCUCCCCAUCUUCACCGUCCCCCUACCACCCGCGGACUCGGACCUCACUCAGGCGUGUCCCAUCUGUCUGAACCCAUUGACCAACCCGACCGCGUGCCAGACGGGGUAUGUGUUCUGCUACGUGUGUGUGUUCCAUUGGUUGAACGGGGAGCACCAGCGGCAAAUUGAUUUCAUGGAUGGGGAAGCUGCGGCGGGUGCGGCAUGGGAGGAGGAGGACAUGGCGUUGGGUGCUUCGGAGGAGACGAAGCGAGGGGAUAGAGAGGCUGGAAGGGAGGAAGAGGAUGACGGGAACGGCAAGCAGGGGAAAAGAAGUCGCAGGGGCAAGUGGGAGAGUGGACGGGGGAGGUGUCCGGUUACGGGACGGAGGGUGUUGGGGGGUACGGAGGGGUUGAGGAGGGUUCUGGUAUAG